GGCGCUGUCAAGGCGUCAGCGCCGGCGGCUCCUCGCGGCCGGCCCCGAGCGCGUCCCUUAUCGCAGACAGGCACCGGGGAUCGCAUCAUUAUCAUGGGCACUGUUUGCUUUUCGCGGCGCUGCUGUUUGCUUUUCGCUCUCGCCUGGGCCGGCAGGUUGGCGGGAGGCAGCGGGGGCGCAGAUGUUGACGAGUGCGCAGAAGCUACGGAUGACUGUCACAUCGAUGCAAUUUGUCAAAACACACCGAAAUCCUACAAAUGCAUCUGCAAGCCGGGCUACAAAGGGGAAGGGAAGCAGUGUGAAGAUAUUGAUGAGUGUGAAAAUGACUUCUAYAAUGGGGGCUGUGUCCACGAGUGUAUCAACAUUCCAGGCAACUACAGGUGUACAUGCUAUGAUGGGUUCAUGUUAGCCCAUGAUGGCCACAACUGUCUUGAUGUUGAUGAGUGUCUGGAUAACAAUGGAGGGUGCCAGCAGAUUUGUGUAAAUACUAUGGGCAGCUAYGAAUGUCAGUGCAAAGAGGGUUUUUUUCUGAGUGAUAACCAGCACACCUGCAUUCAUCGCUCUGUUGAGGGUAUGAACUGUAUGAACAAAGAUCAUGGGUGUGCACACAUCUGCCGGGAGACACCCAAAGGUGGGGUUGCCUGUGAAUGUAGACCUGGCUUUGAACUUGCCAAAAACCAGAAGGACUGCAAAUUAACCUGUAACUAUGGGAAUGGAGGCUGCCAACACACCUGUGAUGACACAGAUACUGGUCCUGUGUGUGGUUGUCAUCAGAAGUAUGCCCUGCACUCAGAUGGCCGAACCUGCAUUGAGAAGGAUGAGGCUGCAAUUGAGAGUUCUGAGUACAAUACCACGUCAGUAGCUGAUGUGGACAAGCGGGUGAAACGGCGGCUACUUAUGGAAACAUGUGCUGUCAAUAACGGAGGCUGUGAUCGGACUUGCAAGGAUACCGCGACAGGGGUACGGUGCAGUUGCCCAGUUGGAUUUACCCUGCAGCCUGAUGGGAAAACGUGCAAAGAUAUUGAUGAGUGUUUGGUAAACAAUGGCGGCUGUGACCAUUUCUGCCGAAACACAGUUGGCAGCUUUGAGUGCAGCUGCCAGAAAGGCUAUAAACUGCUCACAGAUGAAAGGACCUGCCAAGAUAUAGAUGAGUGUUCCUUUGAACGGACCUGUGAUCACACCUGUAUCAACUACCCUGGAAGCUUUGAAUGUCUCUGCCACAAAGGCUACACCUUGUACGGACUGACGCACUGUGGAGAUAUUGAUGAAUGCAGCAUCAGCAAUGGUAGCUGUGACUAUGGGUGUCUUAAUACCAUGGGGAGCUAUGAGUGUGUCUGCCCACCUGGAAAGAAACUUCACUGGAAUAAAAAGGACUGUGUUGAGAUGGUGAGAUGUCUCCCAAAUGCCAAACCAGCUCCCAAGGCUCACUUGGUGUGCAGUAAGACAGGUGGCAUAGAGAGCUGCUUCCUGUCAUGCCCAUCCAACACUCUUUUUGUGCCAGACUCAGAGAACAGCUACACGCUGAGCUGCGGUGUCCCCAUGCAGCACGGCAAAGCGCAGCCGAGGCGCAACASCACCCUGCCCAGCUGCUCAGAUUCACUAGCCCCUCCAAUCAAGCAGAAAGCUCGUUUUAAAAUCAAAGAUGCAAAAUGCCAUUUACGGCCUCGCAGCAAAGAAAAAGCAAAAGAUUCUGGGAAGCAGGCUGUUUCAGGAGGUCAAUUCCCCUGUACAGACAACUGCCAGGUGACCUUUGUGAAUCUCAAGUGUGAUUCCUCCAAGAAAAAACGCCGAGGACGCAAGUCACCAUCAAAAGAAGUGUCCCAUAUCACUGCAGAGUUUGAAGUGGAAAUGAAGUCAGAAGAAGUCUCAGACACCUGUAACAUUGACUGUGUUCGGAAAAGGAUGGAACAGAAGCUGCAAACUGCAAUCAAAACAUUGAGGAAAUCUAUUAAUAAACAGCAAUUUUACAUUCAGUUUUCUGGGACAGAAUAUGAAGUGGCUCAGAAGCCAGCUAAAGCUACUGAAGGGCAUGAAGCAUGCAGUACAGGGCAAGUACUGCAGGAUGGAAAAUGUGUUACCUGCAGCACGGGCACCUUUUAUAGCGGAGAGCAGAAUCAGUGCGUUCCGUGCUCGCCAGGAACGUACCAGGACACAGAAGGUCAACUCACCUGUGAGCCUUGCCCAAGUAAUGAUGGCCAGGGAGUGGCAGGUGCCCGGAAUGUCUCAGAAUGUGGAGGGCAGUGUUCUCCUGGGCAUUAYUCUUCAGAUGGUUUUAAACCUUGUACAGUCUGUCCUCUUGGUACCUAUCAGCCUGAACCAGGAAGGACCCUCUGCUUUCCCUGUGGUGGUGGGCUUGUGACCAAAUACGAAGGUGCUGUUUCCUUUCAAGACUGUGAAACCAAAGUUCAUUGUUCUCCUGGACACUACUACAACUCCACAACACACAGAUGUAUCCGGUGUCCUGUGGGAACAUACCAGCCUGAGUUUGGUCAAAAUUACUGCAUCACCUGCCCUGGCAACACAAGUACAGAUUUUGAUGGCUCCACCAAUGUCACACACUGUAAAAACCAGCACUGUGGAGGAGAACUGGGGGAUUACACUGGCUACAUUGAAUCACCCAACUACCCUGGAGACUACCCAGCUAAUGUGGAAUGCAUUUGGAAUAUAAAUCCACCCCCAAAGAGAAGAAUACUCAUCGUAGUGCCUGAGAUAUUUCUCCCAAUUGAAGAUGAAUGUGGUGAUGUUUUAGUAAUGAGAAAAAGUGCUUCUCCUACUUCGAUUACUACAUAUGAAACAUGUCAGACUUAUGAGAGACCUAUUGCAUUUACCUCAAGAUCGAGGAAACUGUGGAUUCAGUUCAAAUCAAAUGAAGGAAACAGUGGCAAAGGAUUUCAGGUCCCCUAUGUGACUUAUGAUGAGGAUUACCAACAACUAAUAGAAGACAUUGUUCGAGAUGGCCGAUUAUAUGCAUCAGAAAACCAUCAAGAAAUUCUAAAGGACAAGAAACUGAUUAAAGCUCUCUUUGAUGUACUGGCACAUCCACAAAACUAUUUCAAGUACACAGCACAAGAGUCAAAAGAAAUGUUUCCAAGAUCAUUUAUAAAGCUACUGCGAUCAAAAGUUUCCAGAUUUCUACGACCAUACAAAUAGUCUAGUGGUAUUCAAUUUUUGGUUACUUUGCAUUCCUGUCAAAUAUUUUCUUUCCUCCAUAGUAGAAACUUCAGUUUCCUGAUCUGAAGGCUCUUUUUUUGCGGUCUUUGUUCUCAAUUGUUACGGAAAAUCACCUACAAUGUUUUAUAAUUGUUAAAAGUCAAUGUUCAGAAUGGGAUUCUUACUAAAAAAAAAAAAGAAAUCGUGCAUCCCUGAGUGCAUCUAGUUGUAGAUCCAAAUUUGUGUCUGCACUGGUGGAUCCUCACUUUCCAUUUGAAAUUUCACUGUGUAAAAAUAUUCUUUCUAGUUUUUUCUUUUUCAUCAACAAUAACUUUUGUCAAAGAAAGGAGGAAUCUAUUCAAAUAUGAUUAAACUACCUGCAGAAAAGUUCUGUUGUAGAAAGAAGUAUGUAGUAUAAAUGAUAUUUGGAUUUUGAAUUGCACUUGAAGUUUAUAUUUGAAUUUUUAGAAGAAAACAAAACAAUCUAAAUUUUGUUAUUUCUCAUUUGUGGCUUGGUGGAACCUCUGUCCAAGUAGAAAUCAAAAAUGAAAAAAGAAAGAAGAAGAAAAAAAAAAACCACAUGUAUAAUUUUGUUUUAUGAAUUACGUGAGAUUGAGUCCCAUGCCCUAAUAUAUCCUAAUGUUUUUAUCUGUCCUCUUCUAAACUUCUUCAGAGGUUUGCCACUGUUAAUUAUUUWAUUGAAACAGAUUUAGUUCUGGAUUUCUAUGCAUCAGUUGGUCCCUUUAAAGAYAUUUACAAUAGGAUAUGUGAGAAAUGAACAACACUAGUAGUCUUGAUUUUCUUUACAUUAAGAGAGCAUCUAAUUAAGUACGAUAUAUAAAUAUAUAAAUAUAUACUUCUAUUUGUGGGUACAUUAGUAAUGUUAUCUCUAGUUACUGUAAAUAUUAUUCAUGCUUAAAUCUUUACUCCCACACCCUAUUUACUCAUAUCUAUAUGUAAUUUCAUGUAGAUGAUUAAAUUACUUCUCCAAGUGCUUGUCACUUCCAUUAACACCAAACUGAAGCCUUUUGAGGUUUCRUAAUACUGGAUAAUGGUUUACUCUGGGACAAUCUCUUUCAAUAUAAAUUAUUCUAGGAAAAAUAGCAUCAGUUAAGAUGCAACUGCCAUCCAGUAAAGGGUCAGCUGUUGCCUGUUCCUUGGGACCCCUCCACAUGCAGACCAACCCAAUUACAUCAGGACAACACGUGUGACAGGAGCUCAGCAAGGAGGGAUUUUUGUUGGACCUGCUGUCUCUAAAACACUGGGAGCACACCUGUGUCUCAGACCAAGACUUCAGGGGCUCGGGAGGAACAGGAUACUGUUUUGCAGAGGAGUUGGAGGGCAGGUGCUGUGUCUGCAGAGACCUAGCACUCYGUUUUAUCCAGAUUUGUAGCCACAGUGCCCAUCAAGCACAGAGACUGCAGGAGAGCUUUAGCCUUGYGCUCAGGCCCUGCUCACAGAGCAACAGUGGGUUUGCCAUGAUGGUAAAUCCUGUGUUUCCUGCUGUUUCCUGGCACAGAAGCUAAUUCAAAUGAGAAAGGACCCUUCUUUUUUUUAUUAGUAUUUUGGCCUCUUUCCUUUUCAGUCUCUUCCUCUUGUAUAUCAUUUUCCCUUCUGAUUCUACAAGUUUAUUAAAAGGAAAAAUUAAAACUCCUGGCAGCAGCCUUUCAGAAAAACACUAACACACAGUUUUGGUUUGCUGCAUUUUUUUGCCUGUCUGCCUUGUAGCUGAACACAUCUUUAAAUGUUCUCAAAGACAUACAUUAGGGGUGGUUUUGGUUAUCUUCUUAACCAUUUUUUUUUUCUUUGAGCAAGUACUGUUUAAAUUUAUAGAGUUGGUUUCUGUUGGCUACAAGUUGUUAAAUACUUAAUUUUUAAGAGACACCCUAAGUAUUCUGUUGAGUUUUUCCUACUUAGCCAUCUUGUAAUUUUACUUGCCUUCUUUCCUUCUCCAUUGAAGAAUAUAAUUUUUUUUUUCUUUCUAUGCCUGAACAGCCUAAACUUAUAGUUUAGCAAUUCAUUUUUUUUCCACUCAUGGACCCCCGAUCUUUGAUGAGCUUUUUUUUAAUAUAUACUUUAACCCUUGUUAAAAAAUGUACCUUCUCCAUAAAAGUCCUUUGUUAAAGGCUGUUAGACCUAAUUUUUUCUUGAAGAUAUUAAAACUACUUUUAUUUAUUCUUCACCAAGGGUUGUUAAAGGUGAACACGGGAGAACAUCUCAUCAAUCCUGGAUUUACUCUGUGCCUGGAAUUAAAAAAAAAGUUUAAUGAAUUUUUUUCUUUAACAGUAGUUAUUUAUACCAAAAAUAGUUUAAAAAGCAAAAUUCUUUUCAGGUACUCAAUUAUGUAAGGAGUGUAUAGCUAAAAAACUACUUCAGCCAAGCAAUAGUCACAGUCUGAUAGUUUAUUCAGAGUAUUAUUCAGAUCCAUUAGAAUGGGUCAGGAUUGCAGCCAUUCURUGGAAAGAUAUGAAGGAAAAUAUAUGAAAAAUAUGGAGAAAAAUAACUUCCUCAUUUGGCAAAUGAUUUACAGCAAUCUUCAGUAUUUCAAACUUCAGUAAGCAAACUGURCAACCUGGUACUGUACAUUGAGUUUAGUAAAAUCCUUGCUAAAUUUUUUAACAACCAACGUGUUUGGACAUAAUACCACUGUAUGACGCUGAUGCCAGAGUCCAGAAUCCACUGGCAGCACUGUAACAUUUUCCAGGUUCUUAGCUCCAUGGGAAAUCCAGUGCCAGAGAGCAACCAUAAGAGGCACAUGUCCCAAUUYUGGCCACUGGUGGUGGGACCUUGGGGUGUGAGAGAUGAAUACAGGUGUGAGCAGUUUCAUUUGGCUCUGGUACCACUUGCCCUGACUGACAACAACACUGCACAAAACCAGGAUUUUGUUCAUUUCAUCCUGACAGACAACCCAAGAAUGAGUGUGAGCUCAUAUUCCCCAGAGCCACAGCAGGACAAGGCACUUGUGGACUUCUAUGGCAAACACAGUCUUKGUGUUGCUGAAGGCACUGAAGGAAAGAGAAUAGUUUAACCUUCAGAAGCUGACAAUUAAAUGCUUCUGAACAUACAGGGGGGUUAUACCUGAUAUAUUUAGAAAAUGAAACUGGUUUGAAUGCUUGCGACUCUGCAUAGAAAUGCUCCUGGAUGUGCAAAUUUCUAAUUAAAUAAGUAAUGAMAAGUGAUAUAAAGGACUGAUUUCAGUUGAUUCAUAGAACAGCACAGAACUUUUAUAUCAGCUCUAUAAGUUAUAAAUGCUUUGACUUUYAUAGUAGAUUUAUAGUUACAGUCACCAAAUAGAAGGAUGCCUUCAUUGUCAAAACCAGAGAACCUGUUGCUACCACAUGACAACAACACAGCAAGGAAUGUCUUCUAGAGAGAAGAYAUAGACACAUUUGGUAAUCAAAAACCAUACAAGGAGAAAGAAAACCAGAUUCAUGAACGGGGCUGAAUAUAAAAUUUUAUUUUUUACCCUGAAUAUGAAAUACUGCARUUGAACAUAUCAAUAUAUGCAGCCCUAUAUCUGUUCUUACAGAAUUACACAUUGUCUGUAUGACAGGUGCAACAACACAUUUAUGUGUUAUUACAGAUAGAUGAAAGAAGUGUCCAUUUGUGAUWGCCCAAUUCUGUGGCACAGAGCUCUUUAUUAUCAGUUUGUAAAUGCCUAUAUUCUUAAAGCUGCACCUGCAGCACUUAACAUUUUAAGCCUAUUGUUCUGCUUUAAAUACUGCACUUAUUUUUAGUGAGGUGGUGGUGAAUCAUCCUUAAACAUUCUCACAGGCCACCAAAUCACUGCCCGCACCUGCUGCAGUCCAGGACACUGCAGCAAUCACAAGUUGCUCAUCAAGCCCUGAGUUGUGCCUUGAAAGCACUGAGGACAAGGUGCCUCUGUGUGUUUUUGGAAUAAAGGGAGGGUCAGSAUUCCCUGUUCAAUAGGUUGCCACCUCUGCUGCCACACUGCAUCUUGCCUGCAGCAAAAAAAUUCAAUCUGCCUGAAGAUUUAGCUCACUGAAACGGAAUUUAAAACUCCUGAAGUCUUUCUUUUAGCCUGCUUUCUUGUCCUGUCUUCCUUCCUCUAUCAUACAUUAGAUUUUUACCUAAAGACCAACUUUUCAAAAGAAAUUUAUUUCCUUCUUUGCGCUUCCCUCAUAGAAUAAAGUUAUGACUAUUUAGGAUUUAGACUAGUCAGUUUCAUCCCAGAGUAAUCUUACUUAAAAGGAAAUAAAGUUUUACUUACCUUGUAAGCCAGGUGUAGUUUAGUUUAGUUUUAGACUAGCUUAAAUAAAUGUGGGAUUGGUCAGAGGGCUUUUAGAGGGUCCACAUUCUGAGUUGUCAGUGGGUUUUAAAGAGCACAGCUCACCKGUAGUCUUGUCUUGAGCAUAAAGCAAAGAUGCUGCCACAUGCAUGAAAAACAUCCUUUACAUGUGUUUAGCAUUCCAAAAGGACGGUCAAACGUUACCCUGUGCUUCUUUAUAAGCMUGCCCUACAGAUUCAAAUUUCUCACAUCCAGUUUUAAUCUUGUAGAUAACAGGUUAGGAAAUUCAGGAGCAAAAUUGUGGUAUGAUUCUUAUACAGGAUUUGCUGACAGAUGUUUGACAGCAAAACCACCUGCUUCUGUGACAGUUCCCAUGUUUGGACUCUAAAUACCUUUGAAUGCUCUUAAAAAAGAAGCUGGAGUGAAAUCUUCAGCUGAACCCAGAGGUAAAUUUCUUAGCCACCUCAGGGGUCUGGAYGAUUUUUUUAGUGAUGGGAAUGAGUGACACACACAAUUCCUAACAUCUAUAUCAUGAUUUCAAGUAGUUGCAUUUUUUCGUAGUUUAAAACCACUGAUUGACAGGAAUGGGAGUAACUGAAGGAGUUCUUGUAGAAUCUCUGUACUUUGGGACUUUAAUGAAGUUGUUUUCUAGAAUGAGAGUCUGUUGUAAGCACUUGGGAAAAKGAAUACUUUUGUCUUCCAUAAGAAUUUAUGGAAGAAGGGAAAUUUCUGUAAGGUACUGUGAACUUACUCCUCAGCAUGAGAUUUGAAUUCAGACAAGUCUCUAGUUUUAUCUCUCAUCUGAAUAAAAACAGACUGGGAAAUAAACAACGUCAAAAAACUGUCAUCUAAGUAUCUGAAUAUAUACAAUUCCAGUUUGUUAUGUCAUUUAUUUAUUCUUUCAUCAUAAAGCUUUUAAUCUAUAAAAUAUGUAAUAUACAAGAGUAAAAUGUACAGACGUACUUUUAGAUGUAAUAAUUUAAACCAUCUGUAUUCAGAGAGCAGAGAUAACAAGUUUAAAGAUAUACAAACAAUUGCAAUUCAAUUUUCUCAAUAUCUAGAAAAAAGUGACUUUGAUUAAUUAAACUUUAUUUUAAUUAUUGUGAAAAUAUCUUUUUUAGAGUUUGGUUUUGUUACUUUUUUAAUUAAAAUUAUUUUGUAAAUAUUGUUUUCURUGUUUUAUAAGUUAGAAAGGCCAUUCAUUUGCAUUUAAAGCAGCAGGGACUCAACGUGUUGAUUAUAAAGAUAUUUUAGGAGACUGGGGUGGAUGUGAGCAGUUGCCAGAUUUAUCAUUCUGAAUUGCACACCUUGUUAUUUCUUCAGUCUCACUGGCAUCACAGGAAGAGUUUUCUAGAGCAAUGUAACAUGCUAAUUUAAACAGAUUUGAUUAUCAUUCUAAAGUGCUUCCCAUUUUCAUAACAUACAAAGAAUAUGUAUUUUAAAGUUAGUGCUGGUUCUUCUUCCAUUGUUAGGAUAAGAAACAACACAAAACUCAGAAAUAAAAGGGAAUUCAACAGAUUACACCCAUGAAUAGUGGAAAGACAAGAAAGCCUUCUCUAUGCUCAUAUGGAGCAGUGGAAGUCAUGAAACCUCACACUGGAUCAGAUCACAGAGUCUUUUUUAGGCAAAAUCACUGAGGUCAGUGGUAUUUCAGCUGCAUGAAAUUCAUUAUGAUCAUGUCCUUCACCAGUUCAAGCAGGAAUUUCUGGCAGGCUGGCUUUCAGGGAAAACACACGGAGUGUAAUACUGGUUUCUGCAUCAAUUUGCUCCACRUAAACCACUGCGCAGGAAUGAGAUUUUAAACUAAACUGUUGUAGAUGCUGCUGGGACUUCUAAGCUUUAUUACCAAUGUAAAUUGUGUACAAACAGCUAUUUCCAUAUGAAAUGUACAAUAAUAGUUUAGAGCAAGGAUAGUGAAUAACUGUACAAAAUUUGAUACUUAGAAAAUAAAAUACAGUGCUAAGCUUUACCAAUAUUUUAACAAUUGUCAGAUUUAUAGUAGAAAAUGUUGUUGUAAAUGUACCUUAUAAGAAAAUACAUCUCCUUUUGCCUCUGUAUAUUAAUAGCUUUGAUUUCUAUGUCAAAGUUAAAAAYGAAGCAUGUAAUAAAACUUUUGUUAAAAUCACUUUCAUAAUAAACAUAAAAUGG
Messenger RNA from Malurus melanocephalus (red-backed fairy wren), 9547 nucleotides. RefSeq names its product signal peptide, CUB domain and EGF like domain containing 1 (gene SCUBE1). Gene Ontology annotation, cellular component: cell surface. The transcript has 23 exons. The coding region runs from base 94 to 3150 and encodes 1018 amino acids. Gene Ontology annotation, molecular function: calcium ion binding. NCBI's taxonomy places the organism in Eukaryota, Metazoa, Chordata, Aves, Passeriformes, Maluridae. The record is from RefSeq and is a predicted model, not a curated record. Gene Ontology annotation, biological process: signal transduction.